CUUUUCUUUCCCAAAAAAAUAAAAAAAAAUAAAAAAAAUAUAGAGUUCAUAAUUAAAUAGUAUUUUAUACAAUAAUAUACAAUAAUUUACAAAAUAUUUAUAAAUAAUCUCAAUAACAAUCUUCUAAUUUUAAUAUCUUUUACUAACUUAGUAUUUUUUAAUAAUUUUUUUAUUUAUAUUAAUAAAUAAUAAUAAAUAAUAAUAAUAAUAUUUUAUUUUAAAAAGGGUUUUUAUUAUUUAAACAUUAUAUAAUUUAUAUUUUAUAGUUUUUAUAAUAAUAAAUAUUCAAUAGUAAUAAUGGAAACUAAUUUUGUAUCAUCAGCAUUAGCUGGUAUACAAAACAGAUCCGUUAGAAGAAAUCUUGAUAGACUCAAAGCUCUUUUCUCGGGUGGUCAACAUCAAUUAAGUGGAUCCAUCGGAAAAAAAGUUUUGGUUUUGUUAGCUCUUGGUGGUGGUACAUUCUCUUUAAUUAAAUUCUAUAAAGCUAAAAAUCAAGGUAAUAAGCAAAGUGGUUUAAUUAUCGAUUUAAAAGAUAAAAAUAAUAAACAAGAUAAAAAAAGAAAUGUUACCAGAGUUGAUGCAGUCUUUUUUAGACGUUUAGCAAAGAUUAUAAGAAUUUGCAUUCCAUCAUUAAAGAGUAAAGAAUUUUUAAGUUUAUUAUAUUUAACAGCAUUAUUAUUUGCCCGUACAAUGUUAUCAGUAUCAAUUGCUGAAAUCGCUGGUAAAAAUGCUCAAAAUCUUGUAGCUAGAAAAUGGACCGAAAUGAGAAAUGGUGUUCUCAAGUUUGCCCUUGUUUCCAUUCCAGCUUCAUUUGUUAACAGUUCACUUAAAUAUGAAACCGAUAUGUUGGCACUUCGUUUCAGAAAGAGAUUAUCCGAAUAUGUUCACAAAGAAUAUUUAGAAGGUGUUAAUUUUUAUAAAGCUUCCCAUUUAGGUGGUGCAGAUAGAAUUGAUAAUGCCGAUCAAAGAGUAACAUCAGAUAUCGAACAGUUUUGUAAUUCUAUGAGUAAUUUAUAUACUACUUUAUUCAAACCAUUUUUAGAUUUAGUAUUAUUCACCAGAAAACUUGUAGUUGUUAUGGGUUGGGGUUCACCAUUAUUAAUGUUUGGUUAUUUCAUUGUUUCAGGUUUCUUGAAAAAGAUUAUUAUGCCACCAUUUGGUAGAUUAACUGCUAAGCAAUCUGAACUCGAAGGUAAUUAUCGUACUGUUCAUCAAAGAUUAAUUACUAAUGCUGAAGAAAUUGCCUUCUAUGAUGGUAGUCGUAAAGAAAGACAAAUUAUAAAUUUAUCAUUUGGUGAUAUCUAUAAUCAUACCGGUUAUGUUAGUUACCUUAAGUGCUUAGUUGGAAUUUUUGAUGGAUUUUUAGUUAAAUAUUGUGCAUCAAUUGUUGGUUAUGGUUGUAUGGUAUUACCAAUCUACACUGGUAUCAGAGGUAGUUCAAAUAAAGAUUCAACUGAAUUAACCAAAGAUUAUAUUAGAAAUACUCAAUUAAUGGUUGCUUUAUCACAAGCCAUUGGACAACUUGUAUUAUUAGGUAAUAAGGUAACCUUGAUGGCAGGUUAUACUUCACGUGUUUCAGAGCUCUUAGAAAUGAUCAAACAAAUUAAGGAACGUGGUACAUCACAAUUUACUAUUGUUCACGAAGAUGAAAUUCCAGUUAGUGGAGGUGGUACUUUUGUCGAAGGUGAAUUCAUUAAAUUUGAAAAUGUUUCAAUUGUCUCACCAGAGGGUAAAUUAUUGGUCGAAAAUUUAGAUUUCCAAGUUAUGCCACACCAAAAUGUUAUGAUUACUGGUCCAAAUGGUUCAGGCAAAAGUUCAUUAUUUAGAAUUUUAGGUGAAUUAUGGCCACUUCAUUGCGGUACUGUUAUCAAACCAAGAAAAGAAGAUAUCUUAUUUGUACCACAAAAACCAUACCUCGUUUUGGGAACUCUCCGUGAUCAAAUUAUCUAUCCACAUAGCCACGACGAUAUGAAGAGAUUAGGUGUUACCGAUGACGAUCUUCAACAUCUCUUGGCUACCGUCGAUCCAAAUCUUACCAUUAUUAGACAAUGGAGUUGGGAUGACACUAAAGAUUGGUUCACUGCCCUCUCUGGUGGUCAAAAACAACGUAUUGCCAUGGCUCGUCUCUUUUAUCAUCGUCCACAAUAUGCCAUCCUUGAUGAAUGUACUAGUGCUGUAAGUGAUGAAGUUGAAGGUAAAAUCUACGAAACAUGCAAGAAAUUAGGCAUCACCCUUUUCACUGUUUCACAUCGUCCACAAUUAAGAGCUUAUCACGACUAUGUUUUAUUAUUUAAUGGUAGAGGUGGUUGGGAAUGGUCUAAAAUUGAUCACUCCGAAGAUCAUUUAAAAAAACCAUUAUCACAUUAAACUAAACAGUAAAUGGUAACAAAAAAUAAAAAAAAAAUAAAAAAAAUUUUAAAGUAAUUGCUAAAUAUUAUCCAAUUU
This is a messenger RNA of Dictyostelium purpureum, 2445 nucleotides long. RefSeq names its product ABC transporter D family protein (gene ABCD2). Gene Ontology annotation, molecular function: ABC-type transporter activity; ATP hydrolysis activity; ATP binding. Bases 298 to 2367 code for a protein of 689 amino acids. Gene Ontology annotation, biological process: very long-chain fatty acid catabolic process; peroxisome organization; long-chain fatty acid import into peroxisome. The transcript has 6 exons. Gene Ontology annotation, cellular component: peroxisomal membrane. NCBI's taxonomy places the organism in Eukaryota, Evosea, Eumycetozoa, Dictyosteliales, Dictyosteliaceae. The record is from RefSeq and is a predicted model, not a curated record.